Molecule: messenger RNA, 1899 nt
Organism: Zymoseptoria tritici IPO323
Lineage: Eukaryota; Fungi; Ascomycota; Dothideomycetes; Mycosphaerellales; Mycosphaerellaceae
Exons: 1
Biological process (GO): glycerophospholipid catabolic process
Cellular component (GO): cytosol
Molecular function (GO): A2-type glycerophospholipase activity
Source: RefSeq, a predicted model, not a curated record
GAUCGACUCACGACCCUCAUCGUGCCUGCUUGGAUUCGAAAACUACCCGCAUUAGUCAACAAAUUGCAGAACGAGCUCUCUAUGAAGCCAUGGUCACUCAGCUGGGAAAUAUGGGAAGAUGCGCAUGACCCGCAGGUCAACCCGGAAAUUCUCUGGGAGGCGAAAGUUCGUGUGUCCGAAGAACUCUGCGCCGAGGAGCAAGCUUUCCUCGACAAGCGCCGUCGGCAUACGGCCAAAGCGCUAGCCCGAUAUCUGAAUAUCCCAGAAUCAGAGAUUGAUCCCCGCGAUGUUCCCACCAUCGCCAUGUGCGGUUCCGGAGGUGGCCUGCGUGCUCUGGUAGCUGGAACUUCUUCAUAUCUCUCUGCACACGAAGCUGGCCUAUUCGACUGCGUCACAUAUACUGCUGGCGUCAGUGGCAGCUGUUGGCUUCAAACGUUGUACUACUCCUCCAUCGGCCAGACGAGCCAUCAGAAGUUGAUCGACCAUCUCAAGCAACGGAUAGGAGUCCAUAUUGCGUACCCACCGGCAGCCUUGGAGUUGCUCAACCACGCCCCAACAAACAAAUUCCUCCUCGGCGGCUUCGUGGAGAAGAUUCGUGGCGUUCCAGACGCAGAUCUAGGACUUGUCGAUGUGUAUGGACUGCUACUUGCUGCUAGACUCAUGGUUCCCAAAGGAGAACUGCGGGUUAGCGACUACGACAUGAAGGUCUCCAAUCAAAAGUACUUCGUGGAAGAAGGCGAUCAGCCAAUGCCGAUAUACACUGCAGUUCGUCAUGAGAUUCCAGAUGCACCGGACGAUCUCAGCGAAGCAAAGGCUGGUCGCUUCAGCACGAAGCACAACGACUACUUCCAAUGGUUCGAGUGGACGCCAUACGAAUUCUUCUGCGACGAGUUGAAUGCGGGGAUCUCAACGUGGGCUGUUGGCCGCAAGUUUGACUCCGGUAAGACCGUAUGGCGCGAGAACGGUCUUGCCCUUCCCGAGCUCCGAGUCCCAAUGAUGCUUGGAAUAUGGGGCAGCGCAUUCUGUGCCACGCUCGCCCACUACUACAGAGAAAUCAGCCCGCUCAUCAAGGCUAGUGGUCUUGCAAAGGUCGACGAAAUGAUGACCGGCAAGGACGAAGAUUUGGCGAAGGUCCAUCCGAUUGACCCGGCAGUUAUCCCAAAUUUCCUGCUUGGACUUAAGGAGAAGCUUCCGACUUCUGCACCUGCAAGCAUUCACAAAUCAUCUCAUCUGCAGCUCAUGGAUGCUGGAAUGUCCAAUAACUUGCCCAUCUACCCAUUGCUGCGAUCAGGCCGCGAAGUCGAUGUCAUCAUUGCCUUCGAUGCGUCGGCAGAUGUGAAGACAGACAACUGGAUCAAAGUGGUUGACGGAUAUGUUCGACAGCGUGGCAUAGCCGGCUGGCCGAUGGGUGCCGGGUGGCCUUCUGGUGAUGAGUCGUCGCGGGAGAUCAAGGAAGACAUGGAGCUCGCAGAAGCUGCUUCGUUGACGCACUCCUCGGCGACUUUGGAUGCUGCGAGAAAGAUGGGGACCGACAAAGUAGAGGAUCUGGGGCAUUGCACGGUCUGGGUCGGGACAACACAGGAACGGCAGGAGUACAUGGAUGAUCCUCCCACGCGGCGACUCAAGCAUGACUGUUCAGACGACUGGCAUAUCCGUCGCGACGAUGCCGGAAUAGCCCUGAUCUACUUUCCGUUCACCAAGAACGAGAAGGUUCCGGGUGUCGAUCCGAUGAAAAGCGAAUUCAUGAGUACAUGGAACUUUGUCUACACGCCUGAGGAGAUCGACUCAGUCGUACAAUUGGCAAGGGCCAACUUUGAUGCCGGUCAAGAGCAGACGAAGCGUACCAUCAAGGCCGUAUGGGAGAGGAAGAAGGCGGCAAGGGUGGAGAAGGAAAAGAGA